AGAAAACAGUCGAAUCGGUUGGCUUGGCGAUCCAGUGCAGAACCGCAAGCGCAGCGAGCUAGAACGCCUCAGAAUCGGCGACGGAGAAAUCGCGAGAUCGGGAAUAUAUAUAUUAGCAAGUAGUAUAAAGUGCGGACUAGUUGAUUCGAGUGCGAGUGCCGGUGGAAAUACAUUAACUGCUUUUCCCCAUUUCUGUGCCCUCGGGUUCAAGUGUUUUAAAGCCUGAAGUGCCAGUUUUACACACAAAAUAGGUUGCUGCUUUAAGUAAUCCCGGGGACUCACUGGCGGCGACUUAAGGCCAUAGCCAUUUUAUCAGCUCGCUACCAACCAACGCAGCCAUGGAUUUUAGAAAGCAUUUGGGUUUAUGGAUGCUCCUCCUGGUCGCGAUACUCGCGUUUUACGGUCGCCCAGCGGACGCCUGCAGCUGCAUGCCAUCCCACCCACAGACGCACUACGCCACGGCGGACUACGUUGUGCAACUGCGAGUCCUUCGCCAGUCAGAGACCAUCGAGCCGGGCAAGAUCACCUACAAAGUUCAGAUCAAACGCACCUACAGGGCUACUCCCGAAGCGCGGCGAAUGCUACGCGAUGGUCGCCUGUCCACGCCCCGAGAUGAGGGAAUGUGCGGUAUACGGCUCAGACUAGGAAGAGUUUAUAUAGUGGCGGGAAGGAUUCCGUCGCUAAACUUAUGCAGUUACUACAAGGAGUACACUGCGAUGACCAAAACAGAGCGACAUGGCUUCAGCGGCGGAUAUGCCAAGGGCGCCAAUUGCACGGUGAUACCCUGCCUUAACGAGGGAUGCCAUAGAGGACCCAUUUAUGACGAUGAAUGCAAAUGGUCGCGUUCUGAGAAGUGCGAGACAGAGUACAGCGCCUGCAUGCCCCGCAAAGAACUAACGGUCAAUGGAUGGAUUUCCCGAUGCCGUUGGAAACACACGCAGCUCUACAAAAAGUGCAAGAGUAAUUCGUAAAGCAACACGGGUUUUAGUUCCCCAAGUCCUCCACUUGACCUUGUUAUGCUAUCGUUUUUCUCUGUGUAGAGCUUUAAUACGUACGUUACGCCUAAUGUGUUAUUUGAUAAUGGAUGCUUUCGAACUUGUAA
This is a messenger RNA of Drosophila erecta, 1102 nucleotides long. It is a transcript of the gene Timp, whose product is annotated as tissue inhibitor of metalloproteinase. Gene Ontology annotation, cellular component: extracellular matrix. The record is from RefSeq and is a predicted model, not a curated record. The transcript has 5 exons. Gene Ontology annotation, biological process: negative regulation of endopeptidase activity; negative regulation of membrane protein ectodomain proteolysis. Gene Ontology annotation, molecular function: metalloendopeptidase inhibitor activity; protease binding. NCBI's taxonomy places the organism in Eukaryota, Metazoa, Arthropoda, Insecta, Diptera, Drosophilidae. The coding region runs from base 339 to 971 and encodes 210 amino acids.